This is a messenger RNA of Phalacrocorax carbo (great cormorant), 4296 nucleotides long. The record is from RefSeq and is a predicted model, not a curated record. NCBI's taxonomy places the organism in Eukaryota, Metazoa, Chordata, Aves, Suliformes, Phalacrocoracidae.
CUACGGCGAGGAAGAUGGCAGGCAGGGCGGCCCCGCCGGGCUGAGCCAGCAGGCUCCGCGCCGCCCUGCCUCCCCUCCCGGCUGGCCGGGGAGGGGCCGCCCCGCCGCUCCCUCGGGCCGCCAGCGCCGCGGCAGGGCCAGGGGCUCGGCGCAGCCCUAGCCCUUCUCCUCCUCCUCCUCCUCCUGCCGCCGCCCCCGCCGGAGGGGGAACAAGGGUCGCUCCGCUCCCCCGCGCCCGGAUCUGCUCCGUGUUUUCCGGGCCUUUCCCGUGUUCUCGGGCCCCGACACUCGAACGUGCUGCGCGGCGCUGGCCUCGGCGCCGCUCGCCAUUGGCCGCGCCGCCAUAGCCCCAUGGGCGUGCGGGCAGCGCAUUGGCCCGGCGCCGCCGUCCAUCAGCCAGCGGCGGACUGCGUCAGGUUGGGUUGAGCGGCGUCCCCUUCCCUGCCUGUGUCUGGCGGCGGCUGCGGCUGCGGGGCCGGUGCGGGCGGAGGGGCGCAGCGGAGGGCGGCCCGCUCCCUCGCUCGCUAAGAUGGCGGCGGCGGCGGCGGCGGCCGUGGCGCGGCUGGAGGGCCGGGAGUUUGAGUACCUCAUGAAGAAGCGCUCGGUGACCAUCGGCCGCAACUCGUCGCAGGGCUCGGUGGACGUGAGCAUGGGCCACUCCAGCUUCAUCUCCCGCCGCCACCUGGAGAUCUUCACCGCUGCUCCCCCGCCGCCGCCACCGGCCGGCGCGGACGGGCCGCCGCCUCCGCCUCAGGGGGACCCCGCAGCUGCCGCCGGCGGCGGCGGAGGGGACUUCUACCUGCGCUGCCUCGGCAAGAACGGCGUCUUCGUGGACGGCGUGUUCCAGAGGCGGGGGGCGCCGCCGCUGCAGUUGCCCCGAGUCUGUACUUUCAGGUUUCCCAGCACAAACAUCAAGAUAACAUUCACAGCUCUGUCCAAUGAAAAGAGAGAAAAACAGGAGGCCCCGGAGUCCCCAGUGAAGCCUGUGCAACCCCAGAUCUCUCCCUUAACAAUAAACAUUCCAGACAACAUGGCUCACCUGAUCAGCCCCCUCCCUUCUCCCACCGGAACUAUCAGUGCUGCAAAUUCCUGCCCAUCUAGCCCCCGUGGUGCAGGCUCUUCAGGGUACAAAAUGAGUCGUGUAAUACCAUCUGACCUACAUUUAAUGGCUGACAAUUCACAGUCAGAAAAUGACAAGGAAGCAUCGGGUGGAGAUAGCCCAAAGGACGACUCUAAGCCACCUUACUCCUAUGCACAGUUAAUAGUACAAGCAAUUACAAUGGCACCUGAUAAGCAGCUUACACUAAACGGAAUUUAUACGCACAUAACUAAAAAUUAUCCAUACUACAGGACAGCAGACAAGGGCUGGCAGAAUUCAAUACGUCACAAUCUCUCUCUGAAUCGUUAUUUCAUCAAAGUACCACGUUCCCAGGAAGAACCAGGCAAAGGCUCAUUCUGGAGGAUAGACCCUGCCUCUGAAAGCAAAUUAAUAGAGCAGGCUUUUAGGAAAAGGCGGCCUAGGGGAGUACCUUGCUUUAGAACCCCUCUGGGACCACUCUCUUCUAGAAGUGCCCCAGCUUCUCCUAAUCACUCUGGAGUGUUGUCUGCGCACUCCAGUGGAGUCCAGACCCCCGAGAGUCUGUCCAGGGAAGGAUCUCCAGUCCCAAUGGAACCUGAGCCUAGCGCUAUCCAGCCAAAACUAGCGGUAAUACAAGAAGCGCGAUUUGCACAGAGCGCCCCAGGAUCACCUCUAUCUAGCCAACCAGUUUUAAUUACUGUACAACGGCAGCUACCACAAACUAUUAAACCGGUCACCUACACUGUUGCAACUCCCGUGACAACAUCGACAUCCCAGCAGCCUGUAGUUCAGACAGUGCAUGUUGUCCACCAGAUACCAGCUGUGUCUGUCACAAACGUGACUGGAUUAGCACCAGCAAACACUUACACUGUAGCUGGACAGGCAGUAGUCACGCAAGCUGCGAUGGUAACCCAGCCCAAGGUGGAACCUCAAGAAAAUGGAGACCACAAGGAAGUAAAAGUCAAAGUGGAGCCUAUACCUGCUAUUAGUCAUGCUACAAUAGGAGCUGCUAGUCGUAUCAUUCAGACAUCUCAGACCACACCCUUACAGACAGUUACUAUAGUGCAACAGGCACCUCUAGGUCAACACCAGCUACCAAUAAAAACUGUAACGCAGAACGGAACGCACAUAGUACCCAUCACCACUGCGAUACAAGGACAGGGCAACGCUGCUGCUGCGAGUCCUUUGCAUAUGUUAGCAACCCACGCGUCCGCAUCGGCAUCUCUUCCGACAAAGCGCCAGAACGGAGACCAGUCAGAACAGCAGGAACUGAAACGUAUCAAAACAGAAGAUGGAGAGAGCAUAGUCAUAGCUGUUAACGUGGACACCCCACCUGUGGCAGUGAGUGAUAAAGGCAGCCAGAACUAGAAACUUAGGGGAGUUCGUUCUUUUUUUCUUUUUUUUUUUUUUUUUUUUAAAAAUAAACUCCAUGGUGCCAAAAGGAGACACUUAAAUAUAACACCUAAAACGUUGGAACAUGUUCUCACGCAGUGGGGAAAGGGGCCCUGUGAUCAGACUUCAACUUUCAGCACUGAAAAAAAAACCAACACAGGUGGCCUUAAAACUUGGUAACUUAAAGUCAAACUGCAAACCAUCUUGUUCCAGAGGCUGUGACCCCCGCUCCUCCCUGCCCCUACUGAACUGUGUACACUGAGAAGUACAGUGUUGGGGAGGGCUGCAGCUUUAAAAAAAUCUUUAUCAGAUUAUUUUAAGGACUGAGUAUCUCAGUGUAACGGCAGCAUGAUAAGCGCUUAGUGUGAACUGGUUUCAAAUGAUUGUAUAUUCCUUAAAGGGAACAGAGGCGAGGAGCCAUUUCCUACAUCUUGGCAGCUAGCCUUUCAUAACGACCUACCCGAUGCAGUUGUUGGUAGAUAUGCAGUAUUUUGUUGUUCACAUGUGGAAUUAGAAAUUUUUGAGGUGUAUUUUCAUUUCUUUGCAAAAUAAUGGGGUCUUUGACAUUUCAAAUCACUCCAUUUCUACUCCGGAAACUUUGGAAUCACACAAUACUUUUCAUGUGAAAUUUUGUUUGGUAAAAAACUGAAUGUAGGGUUUUUUUAACCAAUGGAAUGAUUUACUUUCGUCUGUCCUGUUAAAGUUCAGAUAAAGCUACUUUAUUACAUCUGCAAAUUUUCAUAUUUUAGCAGUUGCCUGAUAAAUUUAAUCAAAUUUUAUUACCAUGUGUAGUGAUCAAAUGCUUCUUUGGGCUUGCAUGUAACUGAUUAGAAAUUACAAUGUAAAUGAGCCGUUAACUGACGUAAAGAACUGCUAUGAAUUUGACCAGAGCUGCACUUAUCUGUUUCUCUUUCUGCUACCUUUUGCUGUUUGUUACUUUGUGUUGACUUUGACUGUCCCUGGCAUAUUUUUCCAGUCUGAAGUAAAACAAGAGUCUCGCUUAAUAUUGUGUAUGUUUAAGAUAACAGACUGUUCUUCAUUUAGAAAGAUAAAAUUCUUUAUCACGAGUCCUUUUAAAAAGAGAGUAAAAUUAUCUUGUCAGAGGUAUAUUCGAUAUUUUUAAGCUUAAGCACCCAUCAGUAGAAAUUAAUCUGACCAGCUUCUCUGUAACACUUUGAUGUCAUACACUGACCUUUUGGGUCUCCAUAAGAGUAGCUGUUGUGGUUUUCUAACAGUGGCUACCAUAUUAUUAUAAUUUUUUUUUAAAGUGUGUGUUCUGCAGUUGAACAUUUUAAAAUGUAUCGGUAAUUUCUCACUUUAAUCGCGGUAAUAGAUUCCACUUUACAUUUCAAAAUUAAAUUUAAACGUAAGGCUGCUGUUCAGUCUUUAAUUCACAUAACGUCUUAUUUCCUCAUGCGGUAAGGUGAGUGAAAGCUAGAUAGCUGGCUUAAUUUGAAUCUGAUUUUGUCAUUUUCUGUAAUAAUGAUGCAUUAUUUAUAUUUCCUUUUUCACUACGAAAGGAAAAACUGUAUUUUCAUGACGGACUGAACAGUUUGGAGUGGUUUAUUUAGGCAGCUUUUGGGAACUAUUUACCUAAAGACCAAAUAUGAGAAAUCUGUACAAGUUUUGUGUUCAUCCACAAAAUGGAACUGUUACAAUGUCUCUGCAGAUAAUACAUAUUAAAAAACUAUGGAAAAAAAAAAAACUCUACACAAGCUGAAUUUAUAACAGGCAUUUAAAAAAAAAAAAAAAGCAUAACCUGAAAAGAAACAUUUCUGUAAAAUUGCAACAUUUUCUUUAGAGGUUUUAAAAAUAAAAAAAGUAAA